AUGGCGCCUGGGCCCCGAUUGGCUUUUGCGCUUGGGUUGGGUACGUGGGCUUUAUCGGUUCAUGCACAUUCGGCAUGGAAUUUGCGGGUGAUGGAGUCUCUGGUCGCGUUUGGGGAUAGCUACACGGAUGAGUCGAGGCUGAGAUACUUUAUUGAACAUAAGGAACGCCCUCCUGUUGGGUGGAUAGCUCCUGAGACAAGAAUUACCUCAAGUGGUGGCACCGUUUGGGCCCGUUACGCAAGCCGUUACACUGGCGCACAGCUAUACAACUACGCCGUCUCCGGCGCCGUAUGCUCCAAUGACAUCACACCUCGAUUCUUCGGACCGACCAACUCUACGUUCCCUUCUGUUGAACAGUAUGAGAUCCCCGCGUUCAUGGCAGACGCCAGUUUCCAAGAUCCAGCGACGGGGAUACCAUUCUUGAAUCUCCCCCGGCGGGAAACCGUCUAUGCCAUUUGGAUCGGGACUAACGACCUAGGCAAUGGGGCGUUCAUGACCGAUUCGCAGGCUGCAGGGACGACCUUGCCAGACUAUGUUGAAUGCGUCUUCCGCUCGCUUGAUAGGCUAUAUGAUCAUGGAGGCCUGUAUUUCGUGCUAAUGAACUUAGCCCCAUUGGAUUUGUUGCCUCUAUAUGCCCUACCGGAGAGGGGCGGAGUGAGGCGGCCGCCGUUUUGUCCGAACAAGCCGGAGAAUAUUACGGAGAUUUCCUAUCGGAUGAAACAGGCUGUUGUGGCUGUGAAUGAGAUCAUGAAAUUAAAGGUCGAGAUUUCUAUGUGGCAUCGAUAUCGAGGGGCGGGUAUUGCCCUCUUUGAUACGCAUUCGUUGCUUUCGGACAUGUACUUCAAUCCAAGGCGUUACUUAAACGGCACGAAACCCCCCGAUAUCCAGGGCUGGAUCAGACACUGCGAUCACAGGGGACAAAACUGCGACGAUCAGCCCUCUCCUGACUCGUACAUGUGGUAUGAUGAGUUGCAUCCCUCUGAACAAACCGGUCGGAUCCUUGCGCAGCAUUUCGUGGAGGUUGUUAAAGGGACCAGUGCAUUUGCUACGUAUUUCAGCUGA
Molecule: messenger RNA, 1062 nt
Organism: Paracoccidioides brasiliensis Pb18
Exons: 3
Coding region: 1-1062 (353 amino acids)
Molecular function (GO): hydrolase activity, acting on ester bonds
Source: RefSeq, a predicted model, not a curated record